Messenger RNA from Ruditapes philippinarum (Manila clam), 2047 nucleotides. RefSeq lists its product as uncharacterized. The transcript is spliced from 2 exons. The record is from RefSeq and is a predicted model, not a curated record. NCBI's taxonomy places the organism in Eukaryota, Metazoa, Mollusca, Bivalvia, Venerida, Veneridae. The coding region runs from base 46 to 807 and encodes 253 amino acids.
UUUUGUCUUAUUCUUGUAAAGUGGUCGUAAGUGGAAGUUUAAUUAAUGUUGUGGCUAGCUUUUGCAAUGUUGACCAUAAAAACGGGUCUUGCUACCGAAAGCAAAAACAUUGAGAAUGCUUCAAAGGUCUUGGAAAUGCUUAUUGACUGUGGAGGGAGUGUUGAAUCUCUAAGAAACGAUAUUAAAAAUAUGAAGAACAAACUAGAACAUCUUAGUAAACAGCAAGCCACGGACACAUACACGAGAUGGGGACGGUCUUCUUGUCCGCUUGGAGCAACGACUGUUUACGACGGAUUUACGGCUGGGUUGCUUUACAGACAUACAGGAGCAGCAACUAAUCAUAUGUGUUUGUCUAAGAAACCAAAAUAUCACUAUCAUUCUAAAAAGCCGAGGUAUACGACACUGAUAUAUGGUGCUGAAGACGAAACACAUGACAGUAUUUGGGACAAAUUGGUGAACCAUGACAUCCCAUGUGUUGUUUGUCAUGUUCCUCGUUCGAGCAUUAUCAUGAUUCCUGGACGGGAUGAUUGCCCAGGCAAUUUUAAAUUAGAAUACUGGGGUUACUUGAUGGCUGGUAGGUUUAAUCAUCAAGCAGGAACAGAAUAUUUAUGCUUCGACGGUAAUCCAAUUGCCGCCGAAUAUUCAAGCCCAGUUAAUCAAGAUGGAGCUUUGUUUUACUUUGUUCAGGCAGUAUGUGGUUCAUUGAAAUGUCGGCCUAUGAAUCGGGGACACAGAUCACGUGCGCUGUAUGCUCGUACUCUCCUUAAAAAAGCUUUAAAGGGACUCCACCGAUGUUUUUUGACAUGAUGGGACUGAAAAUAUUUUUUCCAGAUAAAUGUACCAUUUGAUGAAGGUUUAGACGCAAAAUUUUAGAUGAUUCGCACACUUCGUUUUUCCAGAAUGAUAAUUUAAACUUUAAAAAAUGACCCAAAAUGAAAAGCGUUUAAACGCUUUACACUCAAAUCGGGCUAAAAAAAGCGAAACAAUACGAUUUUCAAUUUAUUUAUUCAUAACUGUCUUUGCAUGUAUUUCUGUUUUAAGUGCCCAACCACAUUUAUGUAAGAAAUUCAAAUGUUAUGUUUUUAUGCUUUUAAACUUCAGUGGAGUCCCUUUAAAAAGUUACCUCUAAGGUGUUGGACUGGACUCGAACGAAAAAUUGUGUGAUUUAUAUUUCUGGAUUGCAGCUUUUCUGACACUUUAAUCAUACUAAGAGCACAAAAGCAAACAUACACUUAUUGGAUAUGGUAUAACGGUUUUAACACGCUAAUAAAGAUUAACCAAAGCAUGCAAACAAAAAUAACAAAUAUGUAUUUAUUUCUUGACAACUGAACAAUGUCGUUGUAAUAUAUCAUAUUCAACCAAACAAAUACAAUUAUAGUGAAAAUUCAUAAACAUAGUUUGUUUGUCACUUGUCCAAUACUUGUGUUCUUAUCUUGGCGGUCGGUCGAACUAACCGGCCUUAUUUGAUAACUUACCACUAAUCAUCAAUUUCUCUGCAUGUGGCCGGACACUAAUUCCUUACGAUUUCCAUAUCUCUGAGGCUCUGGUUUUUGCUAUGACCAACCUCUAUACCAAAUAUUGGUACUGAAGACACAUGUUUUCUUCCUUUGCCACUUUAACCUUCCAUCAACUGAUUCAAAAUAUGUUGAGGACAUAUAUGACAAACUCCUAUACUAAAUCUAUAUGCAGUAGACAUAAACCUUCUCUAGUUUUUCGAUGGACAAGGUCUUUGUGGACAUGGUCAUUUGGACCUUGACCUUUGACCAAAUGAUCUCAAAACCAGUAUGGGUCACCGACUUGUCGGACAAGCUGUACUCAUUUGACGGACAUGCUAGAUAAUGGAUACAAGGGAUCGAUCCUGUUUAAAUUUUUUUGUUGGAAAGGCAGUGCCCUUUUCUAUUGUUACGAAAAAAUGACAUUGUGUUUAUUUUUAUUCUAUUUAUUGUUAUCUAGCCCUUUAUUUCCUUUGCAAUGGAAGGACUGGCACACCCCAGCUGUCCAAUAAACCCCGAAUUGAGACAUAAUUACUUCGAUAAAUUAGAGUACC